Sphaeramia orbicularis (orbiculate cardinalfish) is the source of this 2529-nucleotide messenger RNA. RefSeq lists its product as uncharacterized. The record is from RefSeq and is a predicted model, not a curated record. Bases 530 to 1375 code for a protein of 281 amino acids. Lineage: Eukaryota; Metazoa; Chordata; Actinopteri; Kurtiformes; Apogonidae. The transcript has 5 exons.
UUCGUGUAGUUGGUGUGCAUCUGCUUGUGUGUAUGUGUGUGAGUGUGCGUGUGUGCGUGUCUGAAUGCGAACAAGUUGAUAUUAUUUUUAAUUUUACCAACAUCUUUCAAUUAGGACGUUGGAAAAUAAGUCGGGCCUGCGUUGAGUGAGACAUCUCUGAGAGCCGUAAGACAGAAAAGAAGACUUCACGCAGACACUAAUGAACUCGAAAAUACCAAGUUUGCUACGUACAGUCUUUGGAAACAGCCCGCAUCUACGCAGUUUAACCAAUUCCGAUAUUUCGUUGUUUUUUUUUCCCCCCCGACACUAGCUAACUCUGCAGCUGCUCACCGUAUUGUUAUUUUUUGUGGUUGGCAGUUUGCAGCUAACAAAGUCAUAGUCUCGUGUGCCUUUUUUUUUUCAUUGUUAUUAUUUUUAAUGCACAAAAUCGUUAAUGUUAGCUAAUGAAGUUGUAGUCACCGUCACAGACACAUUAACGGUUACAAAACUAGUAAGGGUUAAGCCAUAAAACUACAAAAAAAAAAAAAAAAUGUUAAAGACUCUGACGAAGAAGCUAAGAAGACACUCACUAAAUGAAAUACAUCCCUUUCAACUCAAGAUUUCUUAUCAUGGCAGUGGAGAGGGAGGGGAGAGUGAUGACUCAGAAGGGGAGAACCAGGAGCUUGCACAGAUUGACAGAGAGAGACGGAGAAAUUGUGCCCUCACCCCCUUGGCCACCAGCCAGCAACACAAUCAAGGUCCCCUCUCUCCAGCACGGUUACGACGCCUUCGCCUCCUUCUAGAUGCCAAUCUGGAUCGCCACUCAUCAGAGGAAGAGCUUGAGAGAAUCAGCUGCGGUGACAACAGGAAGUGGGUGUCUGCAUUUCCCCAGCGCCAUAGUGAUCACCACAGCAGUGCCUCCAGUGACGAGGAGGUGCGGGACCUCUGUGGCUGCGGGUCACCGGCUGCCUCUAACAGGCCAUUGGUCGAGUCGGGUGCCUGCUUGGCCGCCUCCCCCAGCCCUGUUCUUUUCAGUUCCAGCCCACCACGAAGUCUCAAGCCACCGUCCAUGCGUUUUCAGCUCCAAGUGGUGCAGCCAGUGACACGGCCAAUCAUUCUUACCCACUUUGACCAAUCAGCACCUUACCGGAAGUAUCGGCACAGCUAUGGAGGGGAGCCUGGGAGGCCCAGUCUGGACUUAGAGAAAAUGCAACAGAAAAUGCUGCUGAAGAAGAACUGUGGAGGGAAAACACGGACUAUAAAGAUUCGGAAUUUGACUGGCAGCCGUCCUCCGCCCAGGUACACCUACGAUCCCUCCAUCUUCGCAUUCCGAUCUUUGAGCACAGUGCCCCCAUGCAGCCCCCUGAACCCGACUGAGGAACCGACCUGCUCCUAAGGAAAUUCAUUCACAGCCACAUAAUUCUGCACCCCACCCCCUUCAUUCCCAGACAGCUGCUUUCUUUCUCUCUUUCUUUUUUUUUUGUGGCUUCUGCAGCGAGACCAAGGAGCGACUGUAAUGAGACUGACAGCUAGAAAGACGAUGUAAAAGGUGUUUGACGGUCGAACUGUUGCACUCAGGUAACCCACCCUCUUAUAAACGCUGUCACUUUGAUCAUUACUGUCCAACAGUACGUUUUUAAAGGAUAUUUCAGGUAUUGCAUGUGUAUAGCUGUCUGAAAAGAUCCUGUCUUUGGAAGAGAAAUGAUCAAGACAUCAAUGCGGACUGUGGCCCAGAGGUUCUACAAAGGGACAAGGCAAUCGGUUUAGGACGGAAAACCUGUAUCUAAGUCUGAGUCGGACCAUUUUCAAGGGAAAUAUUGCAUGUAAGACAAUCAAUGGGUUCCGAGGUUUCUUCCUUCGAUAUGAUUACUGGACACCUUGUAAGGUUCGGGGUAACUUCAUAUACUUAACAUGGCAAAGUGAGUCAUCUACUAUCUUGUUAUUGAAAAUAGACAGUGGUCACGUUGGUCUGUUUGAAAAAUGACGUCUUUGGAUAUGAAUAUGCAGGUCAUGAUGAGCUAUAACAAACUGUAUGACUGUAGUUAAAAUAGUCAACUUUUGAUGAUUAAUGUUUCUUAAUGACUUUGUCACUUUUAGUCCAGGUCAAAGUUAAGUACAUGUAUCCUCUUUCCUUGCAUGAAUUCCACUGUUUUGCAGAAGGAGAGGUAUGUCGAAAUGAGAAAGUAUGACAUAGUUUGCUGCACAUUUGGCAAGUGUAAUCGGUGCUGUGUUCUGCAUAGCCUACUUGUAGUGUGCCAUUCCCCUCCAGAAUAUUGUGCGUCAUUACUUUCUAGGUAGAAGAGGACCACUGGUACAUGAAAAACAGCCCAGUGUUUUCUGACAGUCUCUUAAUGCCUUGAAAUGACAUUCCUGUUGUAUUGAAUGAAACAUGAGCUAGAUUUCAGCUCAGCUUGAAAUGAGCUGAUAAUUAACAAAACAACGUCACCACUGUUAACUACAAUUUUGCCGAAGUGAAUGUAACAUUGUGACAUGUUGUCCAUUGUUGCUCAAAAGUGAAUCAAUAAACGCCCUGUGGCCUCUUGUUUAGGA